CCCCACAAAAGCGAUCCCAUAUGCCAAAAAUGCAUCAUUGCCUAAACCCACAAAACAUUAACACUUAAUUACUCUCUUUCUCCUUUUCCUCAUGCCUUUUCUUCUCAUUACCAUCUCUCAUUUUCUUCCACGCAUCAUCUUACAACCUUAAUCACACAAACUACAAACAUAGUUCUUUUUUUUGUCUUUUGUUUGAUAAAUCUCUUUUGUCUUAGUUAAGAGAGGUUCUCUGUCUAGUUUGUGUUCAACUGAGUACUACGGGACGGGUUUGGAUCGAAAUCAGGUCAUUAACUUGAACCACCUGGCGACAUCAACAAGAGAAAAGUGUACGGCUUUGGUCCGGUCUUGUUACGUACCGUCAAGAACUACUUGUUCCGACGACAUUAUUAAUAAAUCGAGCACAAAAGUCGAAGAUGCUGGUCGUCUUGGCUUCCGAGGAGGAGGAGGAGGAGGAAGACGGAGGCGACAACAUCAGCCACCUAAGAGACACAUCGGAAGAAGCUGCAUCGCCGUCUCCAGCGAGCCUUGCCGUCUCAAAAGCAACCUCAAGAUCAAAACGGAGGCGGAGAAAGGCGUGGAUCAGAGGAAAGUAAGCUGGCCUGAUGCCCACGGUAAAGAUAUUGCCCAUGUUCAAGAGUUUGAGCUUAGCGCAUCCGAGGACGGAGAACAUGCAGGAUAUUCUAAAAGAAAAUAUUGUGGUGUCUGUAUAAUCCAGUGACAUUUAUUUAUCCCUUUUGAAUUUUGUGUUUUUCUUUCUCAUUAGCACUGCCUCUGAACUGUGUGUUGAUUCUAGUAGACUGUUUCGUAAACCCAUCAUUAAGUAAAAGUGACCUAGGAACUCAAGACACUUGAGAAAUAGAGAAAUUUGAUUUGA
Camelina sativa (false flax) is the source of this 874-nucleotide messenger RNA. The record is from RefSeq and is a predicted model, not a curated record. Lineage: Eukaryota; Viridiplantae; Streptophyta; Magnoliopsida; Brassicales; Brassicaceae.